This is a messenger RNA of Pyrenophora tritici-repentis Pt-1C-BFP, 1552 nucleotides long. RefSeq names its product Aspartate-tyrosine-aromatic aminotransferase. Gene Ontology annotation, molecular function: pyridoxal phosphate binding. The record is from RefSeq and is a predicted model, not a curated record. Gene Ontology annotation, biological process: biosynthetic process. Lineage: Eukaryota; Fungi; Ascomycota; Dothideomycetes; Pleosporales; Pleosporaceae.
AUGUCUUUUUCAGCAGAUAAGGUUAGCCACCUCAAGGGAGCCUUCUCCCAGCGGCGCUUUUCGAGUUCCAAGGACCCGAGUGAGAGCGAACUCGGUUCGUCCAUUCACCGACAGUUCCGCCAGUCGCACGAAGGUCACAAGCCUCACGCCGGUCUCGACGCCACACGCGCAUCCACUGGUGUCGUCUGGACUUCGGAACAAGCGUACAAGCACGGUUUCCUUGAACACCCGGAAGAAUGGGCCAACCUGGGUCAGGGUGCGCCCGAAGUCGACGAUAGCAUCAAGGGCUGCUUUGAGAGGCCGAGAGAGGUUGAUAUCAGUGCCCAUGGCCGAGAGUACGGUCCUACCGCUGGUAUCAGGCCGCUGAGAGAGGCUGUUGCGACUCUGUACAAUGAACAUCACCGAAAGUGGCGCAAGAGCCAGUACACAUGGGAGAAUGUUUGCAUUGUACCUGGUGGACGUGCGGGUUUGAUCCGUAUCGCUGCUGUGCUCGGCAACUGCUACUUGGGCUUCUUCAUUCCCGACUACACCGCAUACAACGAGAUGUUGUCGCUCUUCCGAAACAUUGCCGCCAUUCCCGUCCCCCUAGGCGAGGCAGACCAAUACCACAUGUCACCCGACAAGAUCGCAGAGGAAAUCGCCCGUGGUACCUCUGUCAUCCUCACAUCGAACCCCCGUAACCCAACCGGACAAAUGGUGACCAACCCCGAACUCGCUCAGAUCCAGAACAUCUGCCGUGACCGCGCAACCCUCAUCAUGGAUGAAUUCUACUGCGGAUACAACUACACCACAAACUGCGACGGCACCGUCAUCUCCGCCGCUGACAACGUUGAAGACGUAGACGAGGACGACGUUCUUAUCAUCGACGGUCUUACCAAGCGCUUCCGCCUCCCCGGAUGGCGUGUAGCGUGGGUCAUCGGACCCAAGGAGUUCAUCCAGGCUAUCGGCUCAUGCGGUUCCUACCUCGACGGAGGCUGCAACGUACCCUUCCAAGAAGCCGCCGUGGAGAUGAUGUCACCACCCCGUGUUCGCAACGAGAUGCGCGCUCUGCAAAUGCACUUCCGCACCAAGCGCGACUUCGUCAUUGGCCGUCUCCAGGAAAUCGGCUUCAAGUUCCCCUACAUGCCAAACUCGACUUUCUACCUCUGGCUCGAUCUCAGCAAUCUACCAGAGGGCAUCAAUGACGGUCUCAACUUCUUCCAGGCUUGUCUCGAGGAGAAGGUCAUUGUCGUUCCCGGUAUCUUCUUCGACUUGAACCCCAGUAGGCGUAGGGAUUUGUUCGACUCGCCUUGCCAUCACUUUGUUCGUCUGAGUUAUGGUCCUAGGAUGGAUGUGUUGGAGAAGGGUUUGGACUCCAUUGAGAGGAUUGUUAAGAAGUACAGGGAUUCGCCACAGCAACACCGCGCUGUGUAACAGCGAUAGGCCUCGUGGAAAUGUCCACUAGACGGUCAUAGAAUGGGUCUUUGGCGACGAUGAUAUCUUUCUGAGUAGUAGAAACAGUACAUUAUUAUAUACAACAGCUCAACAGUGGCUAAAUACAUACCAUGCUUCU